Messenger RNA from Lasiodiplodia theobromae, 249 nucleotides. RefSeq lists its product as uncharacterized. The transcript is spliced from 3 exons. Bases 1 to 249 code for a protein of 82 amino acids. Lineage: Eukaryota; Fungi; Ascomycota; Dothideomycetes; Botryosphaeriales; Botryosphaeriaceae. The record is from RefSeq and is a predicted model, not a curated record.
AUGCAGUUUUCCACCAUCAUCAUCUCCACCGCCCUCUUCCUUGUGAGUGGCUCUCACGCUUGGACCGACGGGGUCGCCAACAACGUCUUCUACAACAUCGGGGGCAUUACUGUUCAUGAGGCAUGCACCUAUGCGAACACGAACACGAUCCACUACGGUGACUGUGAGUACUGGACUGACGAUGCUGGUCACACAUUCAAAGGAACCUGCACUCCGUACGCGAGCCAGAGCCAGCUUCUUUGUAUUUGA